Torulaspora globosa is the source of this 930-nucleotide messenger RNA. It is a transcript of the gene BGL2, whose product is annotated as glucan 1,3-beta-glucosidase. Gene Ontology annotation, molecular function: 1,3-beta-glucanosyltransferase activity; glucan endo-1,3-beta-D-glucosidase activity. Bases 1 to 930 code for a protein of 309 amino acids. Gene Ontology annotation, biological process: carbohydrate metabolic process; cell wall organization. Gene Ontology annotation, cellular component: fungal-type cell wall; cell surface; extracellular region. The transcript has a single exon. The record is from RefSeq and is a predicted model, not a curated record. Lineage: Eukaryota; Fungi; Ascomycota; Saccharomycetes; Saccharomycetales; Saccharomycetaceae.
AUGCGUUUCUCUACUCUCGCUACUGGAUUGCUGCUAGCUGCCACGCAGGUCGCCGCCGUCGGCGACCUGGGUUUCAACCUGGGUGUGAAAAACAACGACGGCACCUGUAAGAGCACGUCUGACUUCGAGGCAGACUUGGAUGUGUUGAAGCCAUACGGCGACGUUGUGAAGAUCUAUGCGGUGUCCGACUGCAACACGUUGCAGAACCUGGGCCCUGCUGUGGAAAACAAGGGCUUCCGUGUGUUCUUGGGGGUGUGGCCCAACGACGACGCGCACUUCGAGGCCGAGAAGAACGCGUUGAAGACAUACUUGCCGGAGUUAAAGACCUCCACGGUUGCCGGUAUUCUUGUCGGCUCCGAGGCGCUGUACCGUGGGGAUCUCACCGCGCCUGAGCUGGCCGACAAGAUCAACGACGUCAAGAGCACUGUCGCCGGCAUCCAGGGCUCCGACGGCAAGUCGUACUCCGGUGUGCAGGUCGGUACCGUCGACUCCUGGAACGUGCUGGUCGCAGGUUACAAUGCGCCAGCCAUCGAGGCCAGUGACAUCGUGAUGGCCAACGCCUUCUCGUACUGGCAAGGCCAGGCGAUGAACAACGCCUCGUACUCCUUCUUCGACGACAUCAUGCAGGCGUUGCAGACCAUCCAGACCGUCAAGGGCACCACCGACAUCAGCUUCUGGGUCGGUGAGACUGGCUGGCCAACCGGCGGAACCAACUUCGGAGCUGCCUACCCAUCCGUCCAGAAUGCGCAGCAGUUCUGGCAGGAGGGCGUUUGCGCCAUGAGAGGCUGGGGCGUCAACGUGAUCGCCUUCGAGGCCUUCGACGAGGACUGGAAGCCAGACACCUCUGGUAUCUCCGACGUCGAGAAGCACUGGGGUAUCUGGACCUCGGACAAGAGUUUGAAGUACAACAUAACCUGCAGCUUCGAUUAA